Molecule: messenger RNA, 1983 nt
Organism: Ceratitis capitata (Mediterranean fruit fly)
Lineage: Eukaryota; Metazoa; Arthropoda; Insecta; Diptera; Tephritidae
Product: DDB1- and CUL4-associated factor 10 homolog
Exons: 5
Coding region: 144-1910 (588 amino acids)
Cellular component (GO): Cul4-RING E3 ubiquitin ligase complex
Molecular function (GO): protein binding
Source: RefSeq, a predicted model, not a curated record
AUGUAAUUUUAAAAUUGUUUUUUUUUUUUGAUAAAAAUGGUAAAAUAUUUAUAAAUAUAAUUUACGGAUUUGUUACACUUAUACAAGUCACAUUCAACUGGUGUAUAAUAAAUAAAAUCAAAUAAUAAUAGUCAAUAUAAAGCAUGAGUUUUCAAAGCUGGUUAAUACAGCGUGAAAAUGGUCUUUUAAGAAGUCUUGGAGAUCAAGAUUUUAUUCUGCCUCGAUUGUACAAGUCUAUGCGACCUUUAUACAUUUGGAACGAUAAAGGAACCGGGGGCGCUAGAACGUCAGGUCGUACCAAUGUUGGUGGUGUAUUCAAUUUGGAGUUUUCUCCGGAAGGAAAUGUGUUACUUGGUGCCUGUGAGAAGAAAGCGAUCGCAAUAUUUGAUGUAAUCAGAAGGCAAAUAGUUAAGAGAGUUAUGAACGCGCAUACUUCAAGUGUGAAUUGCAUUAAAUUUCUUAAUGACAAGCAUUUUGCAACCUGUUCCGAUGAUAAUACUGUCGCCCUAUGGGAUUUAAGGUACUUAAAAGCUAAAAUGAGAAGCCUUCAGGGGCACUCGAACUGGGUGAAAAGCAUAGAGUACUCAAAGAAAGAUAAUUUACUGGUAACUUCGUCAUUUGAUGGUUGUAUAUUUACAUGGGACAUUAAUUCAUAUACCGAACAAGGUCUGAUAUACCAAAAGGUUUUUCAUGCAAACGGAUUAAUGCGUACCCGAUUAACACCUGAUUGUUCUAAGCUUAUAAUGUCCACGUCGGGUGGAUAUUUAAUUGUCAUACAUGAUUUGGACUUAACAACAUUACACAAAGAUUUGUGCGGCUUCCGGCCUGUUGUAUACAGAUUAAUGCAGAUGGGCAAGCAGUUCAUACCUCAAGCAGCUAAGUUUGAGCAUGUCUUUUCGAAAAACCAGAAAAAGAACAGAGUGGAAUUUGUUUCGGAUUUUCCAACUGAUAAUGAUGCUGAAGUUAUACUAGCCUUAGAGAUACAUCCAAAGGGAUAUUGCUACGUAAGCCGAAAUAUAAGUUAUGAUGGGAAAACUGAAUGGUUGACAGUGCAUGAUCUGGAAGAGGAAGCAGAAGAUAUUACUGAAUGUGGAAAGAAACACUGUGAAGACGUUAGUAGACGGAAACGUAAACGUAAAGCUGAUACUGACAAAGAGGAAACAGAUCGGCCAGGUAAUUCAAAUAGUACACCGGCGAACUCGCGACAACCUCAACCUGCAAAUCUGGUUUCAAAUGAACCUACGAGCAGUACUUCAUCUGCUGCACGUACUAGAAAUACUACGGUGCCAACGUUUGUUCCCGAUGUAUGGGCCGCUGAGGUAACUGUGCAUGACCGAUAUCUGCGACUGCCCCACGAACCGGAUCAGUCAUUGAUAAAUGCAUAUAAUUUCGUAUACGCGAUUAGCAGUGGAGUACUGCCUACAUUAAACCACAAUAACGGUAGUCAUGAUGAAAGUAGUUCCUCCAGCGAUGAAUCAAUUUUCAAUUUAGCCGCAACUCCAGAAGAACGAGCUAGACAAAUUAGUGAGCUUAAAUCAAAGUUCUCCAAAAAGUAUCCCGAUCGUAAAAUGUAUCAUAACCCAAAAAAACUGACUUACUACACAAAAGAGUUAAACAAGGAAAAAGGAUUUAUAAAAGAACCAUGUUUUUCAUCUGAUGGUCGUAUUAUUUGCUCUCCAUAUGGAAAUGGAGUACGUUUCCUUGGAUUCUCCAACGAAUGCUCGGUUUAUCCAUAUCGCCGCAAUCACACGCUCAGUCAAUCAGAUAGAAAUGCUCAACCACUCUCCGAGAUUCUUAAAAUAACAGCUCAUUCGGAUGUAGUUUUAAGUACGAAAUUCAGUCCUCGUGAACCAUUGUUGGUCACAGGUUGUCGCAGUGGUAAAGUGGUUUGGUACCAGCCAAAACUAUGAAGAUUGUCUGUAGUAUGUAAAAUGAUGUAUGCGUAUGUAACAAAUUGAAAAUAGAUGGUUAUUAACAAAUAUA